AUGAUUCAAGCGAACGCGGCGUCAGGAAUGGCAGUUAGCGAUGAAUGUAAAUUGAAAUUCUUGGAGUUGAAAGCAAAGAGGAAUUCCCGUUUCAUUGUAUUCAAGAUUGUGGAUCAAGCAGUGGUGGUGGACUCCAUUGGAGGCCCACAAAAUACUUACGACGAUUUCACGAAGGCUCUGCCUCCAAAUGAGUGUCGUUAUGCUGUCUUUGAUUUUGAUUUCACCACUCAUGAGAAUUGCCAAAGAAGCAAGAUUUUCUUCAUUGCCUGGUCUCCAGAUUCAGCAAAGGUGAGACAAAAAAUGGUGUAUGCGAGCUCCAAAGACAGGUUCAAGAGAGAACUUGAUGGUAUUCAGGUUGAGUUGCAAGUAACAGAUCCUAGUGAAAUGAGCAUGGACAUCAUAAAAGCUAGGGCAUACUAA
Messenger RNA from Arachis stenosperma, 420 nucleotides. RefSeq names its product actin-depolymerizing factor 12-like. Gene Ontology annotation, cellular component: actin cytoskeleton; cytoplasm. Gene Ontology annotation, biological process: actin filament depolymerization. The record is from RefSeq and is a predicted model, not a curated record. The transcript has 3 exons. Gene Ontology annotation, molecular function: actin filament binding. The coding region runs from base 1 to 420 and encodes 139 amino acids. Lineage: Eukaryota; Viridiplantae; Streptophyta; Magnoliopsida; Fabales; Fabaceae.